GGACUGGCCGGAGUUGAGAAUCUGUGCUGGGAAGGGUUGGCUAUUGACAUCUGCAAUGUAUUGUGUGUGGAUGUCUUACAUGGAAUCCAUAAAUUCUUUAAGGACCAUGUGAUGGAGUGGCUUACAAAUACGAUCGGAGAAGAUGAGCUUGAUCGGCGUAUGAUGGCUCAGCCUCAUCGGAUCGGGUACCGUAACUUUAACACUGGUAUAUCUCACCUUUCCCAAUGGACUUGUCGAGGAAAUCGAGACCUUGAACGGCACAUCUUGCCCGUUAUUCUAGGAGCCGCAGGAGCUAUUCCCCCCGUCAUUAAGGCCUUGCGAUCUCUGCUAGAUUUUACCUACCUUGCCCAACUCCCAAUGCACAAUGAAACAACCCUGCAUAAGCUCGAAGAGGCCCUCCAGAACUUCCAUGCCACAAAAUACAUUUUCAUUGCCAAUGGCUCGAGACGAGGAACUAAUGGCAAUGUUAUCAUUGAAGACUUCAACAUCCCAAAGCUUCACAUACUCCACCAUUGGCGGGAUAAUAUAAUUGCAUCUGGUACCAGUGACAACUUUUGCACUGAGGUCGGGGAGGCUCUACAUAGGGUUGGACCAAAGGCUGCAUACAAAAGUACGAACAAAAAGGAGUAUGAAACCCAAAUGAUUCGGUACUUUGUUCGGUCUGAA
Cantharellus anzutake is the source of this 666-nucleotide messenger RNA. RefSeq lists its product as uncharacterized. The annotation marks the transcript as partial. The record is from RefSeq and is a predicted model, not a curated record. Lineage: Eukaryota; Fungi; Basidiomycota; Agaricomycetes; Cantharellales; Hydnaceae. The transcript has a single exon.